Molecule: messenger RNA, 156 nt
Organism: Haemonchus placei
Lineage: Eukaryota; Metazoa; Nematoda; Chromadorea; Rhabditida; Trichostrongylidae
Source: the annotation of a GenBank genome assembly
AUGUGGACGGCAAGCAGCGCAUUGUUCUUCGCCGCCACAACAAUGGCCACCAUCGGUUAUGGCAACAUCGUACCAGCCACGUCGUCCGGUCGGAUCGCUUGUGUGGUCUUCGCUUUGUUCGGAGCUCCUUUGGCUAUCAUCACUAUUGGAGGUUAG